Molecule: messenger RNA, 1647 nt
Organism: Tetrapisispora phaffii CBS 4417
Lineage: Eukaryota; Fungi; Ascomycota; Saccharomycetes; Saccharomycetales; Saccharomycetaceae
Gene: ANP1
Product: Anp1p
Exons: 1
Coding region: 1-1647 (548 amino acids)
Biological process (GO): cell wall mannoprotein biosynthetic process; protein N-linked glycosylation
Cellular component (GO): mannan polymerase complex
Molecular function (GO): alpha-1,6-mannosyltransferase activity
Source: RefSeq, a predicted model, not a curated record
AUGAAAUAUAACAAGAAGGUUUCCCAUGUGGUUAGUUCCAACCUGGUCAGUGUCAUUGGCUCUCUUUUCACUGCGUUAGUUGUACUGAAAUUCCUUAUUAGCAACUCUUUGAUUUCUUUACCAUCACUUUUGAAGUUUGUUCAAUUAAAUCCAUCACACUCUUAUGUGCCAGACUUUAGGGACACUCCAAAUGUAGAGUUUUACGACUUGCGCAAUUACAAAGGUAAUAAAGAUGGUUGGCAACGAAACGACCGAAUCGUGUUCUGUGUGCCAUUGCGAGAUGCUGCGCAACAUUUACCAAGGUUCUUCGACCAUUUGGACAAGAUGUCAUAUCCGCAUAAUUUGAUCGAUCUGUCCUUUUUGGUCAGUGACUCUUCAGAUGACACAAUGGGCGUUCUGUUGUCGAAUCUGCAGACUGCACAAUCCCAACGUGAUAAGAGCAAGCGAUUCGGAAACAUCGAAAUCUAUGAGAAGGAUUUCGGUCAAGUCAUAGGUCAGUCCUUUUCAGAUAGACAUGGUUUUGCUGGUCAAGGGCCAAGAAGAAAAUUGAUGGCAAGAGCACGUAAUUGGCUGGGGUCGGUGGCAUUGAAGCCAUAUCACUCGUGGGUGUACUGGAGAGAUGUCGAUAUCGAAACUGCCCCAAGGACUAUCAUGGAAGAUUUGAUGCAUCAUGAUAAAGAUAUUAUUGUACCAAACGUCUGGAGGCCUUUGCCAGAUUGGUUGGGAAAUAUCCAACCAUACGAUUUGAACUCAUGGCAAGAAUCUGAAGGUGGUCUGCAGUUAGCAAACCAAUUGAAUGAAGAUGCAGUCAUUGUGGAAGGGUACCCUGAAUACGCAACUUGGAGACCACAUUUGGCGUAUAUGAGAGAUCCAAAUGGUGAUCCAGAAGUCGAGAUGGAACUGGAUGGGAUUGGUGGUGUCUCGAUUUUGUCGAAGGCCAAUGUUUUCCGUUCAGGCUCCCACUUUCCUGCCUUUUCGUUCGAAAAACAUGCAGAAACAGAAGCUUUUGGUAAAUUAUCAAGAAGAAUGGGAUAUAACGUCAUUGGUCUACCGCAUUACGUCGUAUGGCACAUCUACGAACCUUCCACUGAGGAUUUGAAACACAUGGAAUGGAUGGCUGAGGAAGAGACGAGAAGAAUCGAAGAAGAGAAACUAAGAGAAUUUUACAACAAAGUAUGGGAUCUUGGUUUCGAUGACGUUAGAGAGGAAUGGUCUUUUGAAAAAGAUUCCAUUUUGAAAAACAUCGAUAAUAACGAAGCUGUGAAUAAUAAGUUAGCAAAUGAAAACGAAUGGUAUGAAAAUACUUUAGAAGAAAAAAAUAAGCUUUUAGAGCUGCAAAAAGAGAAGAGUAGAGAAGCUGCUAAGAAAAAAGCUAGGGAAGAGUUCAAGAAUAAAGAGAAAGCCAAUGCUGAACGUUCACUAAAUGGCAACAAGGAGAUGAAGGAUAGCCUGAACAAAGGCAAAACAGAAAAUAAAAAAGAAUCUACAGAAAAGAAACAAGAUAAUACUAACAAAAAUAUGAACAAUGAACAAAAUCCAAAACAGGAGGAAAAGGGCCAGCCUGGGGAAAAUACUAAUAAAGACGCUCCAAAACAAAAGGAAGCCAAGCAAAACGUCCCAGCGGACUUCGACCCACAGAAGCAAUGA